ACAAAACUGAAGUGGGCUACUAUGAUAUACUGAAAGCUGUAUAAGCAAUCAAAAAAGAAUGUACCACUUCUAGUCCCACUGAUUUUCCCAUAUCCAAAUAUCAUUAUGUCUUCAGUCAAUCGUCAUCGCUGAAGUUCACAAUGAGUCGCCGAUUUUAUAACGUUUCUUAUGAAGCUAGUCCCACUUAUAUAAGUUCAUUAGACGCGGGGGAUUUGGUCUCGCCGUUAUAUGUUUCUGCCCAUCCUUAGGUGCCGUGUAGUUUUCUUGACUUAUCUUAGUAUGUCUCGGACUAACAAAAGUCAUAGGCCACCUGGUUUGAAAGGAAAAGAGAUAGGUCUUUGGCAUGCUGCUCAAUCGAAAAACCGAUGUAAAGGUGAUUUGGACUACCAGACUAAGUUUGCUCCUAUGCCUCUUGUCGGCCUGAAUCUUCCGAAAAUUCAGUCAGUUAUACAAGAAUUUGUGGAGCCAGUUCCUGAACUCCCCAAAACUAGUAAUGAACAUAUUUCAUCCAUGUGUAAACUCCCAACUCUCAGUACUUCAAAACAAACUCCUGAAGAGGACGAAGCAGAAGAAUUAUUUGGAGAGAUUCGAGAUUGCUUUGAUGUCUCAGUGGGUCCAUGCUCUGAUCCUGAUCAAAUGUUAUUAACAAAAGAAAGCUUGGCUCGAAAUCCAGACAUCGAUCAUGAGCUCUGUCUUUCAAUGCGGAACUGCAUGAAUUCUGCUGCCUACAUGAAAAUUUCAAAAUCCAGGUGUGAACUCCCAGCAUACCAAUUCAAAGAAGAUAUUGUCUCAACUAUUCGAGAUAACCAAGUUGUUAUAAUAAGCGGUGAAACAGGUUGUGGGAAGACUACACAGGUUCCACAGUUUGUUUUGGAAGAUCAGGUCUUAGGUGGAAAUGGGUCUGUUACGCGUAUCAUUGUAACACAACCUCGGCGUAUAAGUGCUGUUUCGGUCGCUGAACGUGUAGCAACUGAAAGAGGACAAUCUAUAGGAUCUUCCGUUGGCUAUCAGGUCCGAUUAGAACGCCGAUAUCCUCAACGUCCUCAUGGAUCUAUCAUGUUUUGUACGACAGGAAUUAUUCUUCAAUGGUUUCGUUCUGAUCCACUUCUAAAGAAUAUCAGUCAUAUCAUUGUUGAUGAAGUACAUGAACGAGAAUUUUUAUGUGAUUUUCUAUUGUGUAUGCUAAAACGAAUUGCUCCUCUUCGUCCAGAUCUUCGAAUAGUUCUCAUGUCGGCAACAAUCAAUGCGGAAAAAUUCGUUGAAUAUUUUGACAAUUGUCCUAAAUUUGAAAUUCCCGGUAGAACCUUCCCAGUGAAGACAUAUUAUUUAGAAGAUGUUUUGAGAGAAACUAAAUUUUGGUUGCCAAAUAAUGCUAUAACCGCUUUAUGCCGUGAUCAAUCACGUACAUUAAAACAGCGUCUUUUAAAAUCUAAUCUUUCAAAAAAAGAAGCUCGUAUAUUAUCUUAUGGAAAAAGCCCUGAAUUCAAUAAGUGGUUGCAUUCAUUAAAAGGAUUAUCUUCCAAUGCAAUAGAAAUUUUACGUAGUGUUGGAGAAGAUACCUAUCCUCAAACCGAUCUUAUUGCACAUUCAGUUGAGCAUAUUUUACAGAAUACACAAUCGGGUGCAAUACUUGUUUUUGUUCCAGGUCUUGUCGACAUAAAAGAUGUAAUCAGAAGUUUACGUGAAUUAAAUCCAAGACGAUAUGAUGAUCGUUAUGGAAGUGUUAGAAUUUAUCCAUUACACUCAAGAAUUCCCACGUCUAGAGAUCGCUCACUGUUCGAACCGUCACCAAAAGAUCAAAGAAAAGUUAUUAUAGCAACUAAUAUCGCUGAAACGAGCAUAACCAUUCAAGACGUAGUUUAUGUGAUUGAUUGCGGUCGUAUCAAAGUGACAGAUUAUGAUCCGAGACAGAACACAUCAACUUUAACUGCGAUCCUUGUUAGCAAAGCCAAUGCAGCUCAGCGUUCUGGAAGAGCUGGCCGUGUACAACCUGGCAUCUGUUAUCAUUUAUUCCCAAGUUAUGUGUACAAUAAUGUUAUGUCAGAUUUCCUACAACCGGAAAUGUUACGUGUCCGUUUAGAAGAUGUGAUUUUAAGAAUAAAAUUGCUAGGUCUUGGUCGUGUAAAGUCUUUCUUAAUCAAUUGUCUUGAUUCUCCUUCUGAAGAUGCUAUCUCAAAAACUUUAAUAUUUCUUAGACAAAUCCAAGCUCUGAAAUUAAUCAAAUCGGAAACAUCGAAUUUUAAUGCGUCUCAUUCAAUAAAAUACCAUGAAAAAAGUCAUAAAGUCAAUCGAAAGUCUCUUCGAGAAUUUUCAGAAGCUGUUAAAAAGGAUGUAAAUGCUAUUGGUGUAGAUUCUUUGGAUUCUAGUUGUAUCCAUUUAGAUUCAACAGAUGAAGAUGACGAUGAGUUAACUCCUCUUGGUGUACACUUAGCCAAUUUUCCACUGGAUCCACAAUGUGCUAAGCUCUUAAUUUUCGGUGCAUUAUUUGGUUGUUUAGAACCAAUUUUAGCUGUCGCUUCGUGUUUAACAUUUCGUGAUCCAUUUGAAGUACCUUUAGAAAAACAACAAGAGGCUGACCGAUGCCGAAUAGAAUUGUCUCAGAAUUCUUUAAGCGACCAUUGGGUAUUUGCUACAGUUAUUCAAAGUUAUCAAGGACUUAAUUCACAAAUCGAACGUCAUCAAUUUUGUCGAAGAUAUUUUCUUAAUGAACAUACUAUAAAGGAUAUUAUUCGACUUAUGAAUGACUAUGCACAAUUGUUAUAUGAACGAAGGUAUAUUGGUACUCCGAAACCUAAUGAUUCGAAUGCAAACUGUAAUCAAUGGAAUAUCAAUCUUUUCCGAGCAAUAAUGUGUGCAGCAUUAUAUCCAAAUAUUGUAAAAGUGGAUCCACGAUUUACUAAAGAAGGCAAACCUAAAGUACCAGUUAUUAUGGCUUGUCCAUCUGAGGGUAGAGCAAAUAUUCAUCCAUCGUCAGUAAAUAGUAAAAUUCAACCAACUGAGCCUAUAUGGAUGGUUUAUUUUACAAAAACUAAGCUUGAAUCAGGAUCUAAAGGUUAGUAUUUGACUUUACAUGAGUUAAACUUAAUUGUUUGAAUGGGUUUUACCUGCUGGAAACAGUGAGUUUUUAAAUACUCUUAUUUUCAAUAAUCACACAAUAUAUUUUGAUAUUUCGAAGUACUGCAGUGCUGUAUAAGGCAUAUGUCUUAAUUAUUUUGUCUAGUUUAUAAUCUGUUUUUGAAAUGUGAUACCUAGAAAAUUGUCUUAAUAAUUCCAAUAGGCAGUACCUUAUUAGUUUCUGUCACUUUUGUUAUACAUGUAAGCGUUUCCGUAAGAACAAUUAAAUGAUAAGCUUUAAAUUCAGUUUCAUAAGGAUGGUCAUUCUGUCUGUUACACCGAAAAUUAACCCAAUCCAACAAUCACAUACUAGGUUGUGAAUCUCAUCUGAUUUGCGAAGGCUUAUGGAAUAUAUUUGAAUUUAUCAUCCAUUGCCUGAUAACUCCGGGUUCAAACUGGUUACUACAUACUAUUUCAUGUAAUAAUUUUCAAGAAAUACAAUCACGAUGUAUUUUGUAUAUCCCAAUGAGCACAAAUUAGAAUUCCUAACCUUUCGCAACUGCUUCAGAGAGUGGACAAAUAAAUAACUGCACUAAAUUAACACACUUUUGAGUCAUCUAGCCUAAAGAAUGAAACUUCACCCACCUGAGCCACAAACCUUUUCCACCCUAAAUCAGCACAAAAUCAGAUAGUAGAGAUAAAUAAUGCAGAAUAUGUUGUUAAGCGAAAUUCUAAUGGAAAUUUAAGUUUAACCACUCAUCGAAAACCAGGACAUUUAACUGUGCACAUCCAUUCAGUGCAAAUAAUUUCCUUGGCUCUAAAUCUAUUUAGAAGAGCUACCAAGAUCAUUAACUCAGAAGAUAAAUUAAUGGGACAAAAUAACACUAAGUAUCUUACGAUUUAACAAUUUUCCUAGGAAUCCUAUUGAAAACGUAUUAAAAUAAACGAUUUAUCUUUAACAAUUCAAAUGAAAUAUUAUGUAUUGGUACGGUAGUUUUACCCUACCACCAUGGUACGACGAAAGAAUUUCAAUGUAUCGUCCAUAAAACAACUAACACUUUUCGAGAUCCUGGGAUUCAAAUAAAGGAAGAGAUCUCUUUUACUUUACACAAAACUGCAUCUACAAAUUAUAUUGUGUCGACUGUGAUGUUUUAUAUAUUAGAAAGUAUUCUCUUGAAAUCCUGACUCCAGCCAAAAAACAUCUAAGCUAACUAAAAAUACUUAGUUAUCGUGUAGAAUUUGAUAAGCUUCGAAUAAAAUCAGCAAUAGCAGUGGUUGCCAUCUUCAAUGACCAUAAAAUAAAUUCAAAAGACACCGAAAUAAUUCAAAAAAGCUUUUCCAACAAUAUAGGUAGGUGAGUAGCUCUUCAUGGAAAAAGGGCAUGAUGAUCAUCUAACUUGGACCGUUUAUCCAAACAACUACACUUAAUUUUAUUAAUUUCUGACUCUUUUAAUACACACAUACAUACACAAAUUUCACAUUGUUCACACCCACUAGCGUAUACACAAAUAUACACUGUAAUGUCCCACAUACAUCUUGACCGGACAACAAAACAUCGAUAUAAUCAAACCUAUUUUAUUUUAAUUAGAUUAGACAUUCUAUCCUGGUUCCGUUUACUAUUUAAACCUAUAUUAAUUUAAUUCAGUUAUUUAUUUAAUUACUCUCUUGAGAAACGACUUAAACUAAAUAGUUGUGAGACGUUAGAAAUUCUUAUUUCUACUCAUUAGGAUGCCACGUAUAAAUCAUGACUUUAUUAAUAACAUUCUAUCAAAUGCUCAAUUUAUUUAAAAUUAUGAAGUCAAAUUUUGGUGUUAAAAAGGUCGUAUAAAAUGGAAAUGAAAUAAUUAUGUUAAUUAACUAGAAGCCAACUUGCUAUGCUCAAAUAACUGAUUAUGAUUAAACUACUAUUGUGAUCCUAAUUUAAACGUUGAUAUGGUAGCUUUUUAGUUAAUAGAUAUUGUCACGUACACAAGUUUAUAAGUAUAACUUUCAUUUUAUUGCUACUGUGUAAUAGACUAUUUUGCUUCAUUAUCUUAAUCUUAUUUCCUUUGUAGUUAGCUAUGAGGUUUAAAUCCCUAAGUGUUAUUUCCUAAAUAACUUAAACAAUUUUUAAUACUAUAUAAAAAUAAGUUAUUUAUGCAAAACUUUCUAACUAUUAUUUGUUAAAUCUUAUUAAAGUUUCUUUCUAAAUUGACUGCCACUAGAUAAACAUAGUAGACAAACACAACUAUCAUAUUGUAAUGAACGAGAACAAUGGCAGGAAAACCAAAUGUAUUUCAACACAUUACAGAAUAUCGUGGUAAAAUCUGAAAACCAUACAGUAAUACUUCAUUUGCAAAAUAUCCAUCAGUCUUCUCAGACUUUGUUGUUCCUUCGUUUCCAUACCACUCACUCUCUGUUCUCGUUUCCUUUUCAAUUUUCUCAUCGUUCUACCGCCGGGCAUUUCCACUUUCGAUUGUUGAUAUAUACUACUUAUAUCUGUCGAUAUCAGUAGCACACACCACAACAUAACUUUACGUUGCAUGACAUUGCUUGGUUUUUGUCGACUAUAAUCAGAGUAAUGAAAUAAGCAAUUCGAUUUUCGGUAUAAAAAAAGUGUAAUUAAAAAUGUAAACAGUGAUUGAGGAGGUUCUAUAUGUUUAUAGUUUGAUCGGAACUACUGACAAACUGGGACUAAUGUUGUCCAAGACAUCAGUUGUCUUAUAUCUAAUAAUACCUAUUACACACUUCUUUGAGUAAACUUCCAAAUACUUAACACCAAAAAUUGUACUUUUUAGCGCUUGAUUCUUGCUCGCUGUUUUAAUCACUGAAUAAUUGAAUGUUCUCCUAGGGGCUAAAAACAAGUUUAUUUAAAACUGUUCAAUAACAUAUCUAGAUCUCAUACUUCAAAUAACAUCCAAAACCUAUUUUAUUUCAUUUGCAUUUUUCCAUUACUUAUCAACUAGAAGAAGUUAUUUAUAUAUUUCUUCAAGAAUGAGAAAAUGAUGCUUUCAUGCCUAGAAUUAACUUUCCCAUUCUGUCAUAAAUUUCAUUUAGUCAGGUUCUAAAGUAGUCUAAUCUUCAUUAUAUAUUUAGGUCAAUUAAUUUAGGGCGUGACCGAUGCUAAAAUCUGUAUAUUUUUGUUUCAUUAUAUUACGGAUAUGUAAUCAAUUUAUGCAAGGUGUUAUAUUCAGUAUUAAGAGUUUUUCAACGAAACCAUCUUUGUUUUCACGUGAGCAUCGUACCUAAUUGGUUAUUAACUACAAAACUUUUUGUUUGGGACUUCAUCUCAUUUAAUAUUUUAUGUUUUAGCUUACAGUGGUUCUUUUCAUAUUUCUUCAAUCUCAUUACAUUUAUUCGGAUCGCUAUUCCACCGUAAUGAUGUAUAUUUAAUUUUACUGCCAUAAAUAUGUAAACUUUACAACAAUUUUGAUUUUGGAUUAUUGUAAGUUGUAAUCAGCUGAUGAGGACCUAACGGAAUAAAAUGAAUUCAUGUUAUUCUGCUCAAUUCAUUGUUUUUCCUCUCUUCAAUGAAAUUUAAAUGAACAUUGUAAUGAAGAAGAGACACUUCUACCAUCUAACAUGUCAUUAGACAGUUAGACUUGAAACAAUCCACAAAAAUACAUCCGUUUUAUCUUUAUCAACACUAUUUUGAUUUUGAGAUGGUGGAGAAGAUUUGUAGCUCAGGUGGAUGAUUUUGGUGGAGUUUUGUUCUCUGAGCUGGAUGGUUUGGUCGUAAAGCUUUCAUCGUUCUUCUGAACGACAUCAUCAGCACAAACUUCAGAAGUUUGUGCUGAUGAUCCAGCUCAGAGAACAAAACUCCACCAAAAAAAACCAUUUUGAUUUAUUUUGAAGUGUGUAAUCUAGAGGUUGAGACUAUCGAGUAUUUUGUAAGCAAAACUCAUACCUUAAUAUUCACUGACUCAAUUACCACUUCAUACUUGAUUGUGUUUAAAUUUCUACUUACUCCUUCUUUACGGUAAGUGGUGGAUUGGUGAUAUAUACAACAAACUAUUGUGUGUACGUUCUGAGUAAAUGAUGAUUUUCAUACAGCAUCAAUUUCCAUACUCUAUGACAGAAAAAUAGAUCACAUUGCAAUUAAUGUCAUCACUAAUAUUGUUUGCCUAGAAUAUAAUCAAAUGAUUUUUCUUUGAAUUAAUUAAUCUAUAGUCAUCACCCUAUCAUCCCAACUAAACUUAGAUAUAAAAAUUUCUGAGCAUUUUUGAAUUAUUGCUUUUCUCUGUAACGAUGAUAACAAUAAUAAACAAUAGAAAAAAAAGUAAUAACUACAUUUAAUCUUUUGAUUUUAUCGAUUUAUUUUCCAGUAUCCAUCCAUAUUCGACUCAACUGUCAUAUCACUGAGACCUUUGUUAUUUUUCAGCGGUAAUAUAGAAAUAUCAAAGAAUGAUACAAGUCUUUUCACCAUUGAUCAAUGGAUUAAAUUCAGCGGGGAGUUAAAAGUAGUCAAUUUAUUGAAAGUUAGUUGCAAAGUGAUUAAAUCUAUCCUUUCCUAUUGACUGAUUUUUUAACUAAUAUGCAUUUACAUACAUUAAUUUUACAUACAAACCCUCGAGUUCAUGUAAAAUAAGGUUCACUGUUACGUAAAGUUUCACUUUACUGUGUCACCAGUGAUCCAAUCACUCUUGAGCGUAACACAAUAUAUCAUUUCAUACUUUUCGGUGACUGAUUAAUUUGAUAAAUCAUACAUUCUAGGAACCUAUUAUUUCUCAGGUCUUUUGAAUAAAUAAUGCCACUUCUAUGCUUAGUGUUUGAUUAAUAUCCUUGGUUAUUUUUCAAAACUAGCAUUGUGGCUAAAACAUAAUACAAAAACAACUAUGGUUGCAAUAAUAAUUCAUGUACUCUGUCAUACACCCACAAUGCACUGCCAGCAAGUAAAAGUGUAAACUUUCCAAUUUAAUCUGGAAAUCAGGCUAUUUUAUCUUUAUAGAAAUGAAUUCAUACUAGAAAAUGAUAAAAGCACUGUAGCAUAAUUUCUGACUACGGUUCAACUUUUCAUUUUGUAGGGAGUAAGUUUUUUGUAAUACGUGUGGUAUUACCGUACAGGAGACAGCUCAGUAAUGACGUCUCACACUGUGAAUCUGAGUGACGCGUGUUCGAAUCCUCCGAAGCACAUUAUUUUCCCAUCAGUCACUGGUGUACGUUGCUGAUAAGUACUAAUCAACAAGAAACUUACAUCCAGAGUUGCUUGCUGCCGAUCUUCAACCAUACAAAAGGAUUUUCUAGUAUAACAUUUUUAAUUAAUGACUACCUAAUGAAGAAAUGGUUUAAAAUGAAUGAGACGAAAUUUUUUUAAAUGCAGUGGAAGAAUAUAGAUCACAUAUUUUUUUAGUGAAAUAUCAUUGUGUUAUUUUAUUCUAGUAUAUUUAUAUAUGAAAGAGUCUAUCGAUAAUUGUACUAUAUAGCAUAGUGAAAAGAAAAAUGAUCAGUAUGUCUUAAGAGUCCUGUCUGGAAAAUAUUGAACUUUGUUUCUGAAAUACGCUUUCCGUUUAUUUAUCCUGAAGAGAAAUCUGAAGAUGUAGCUAAAUAUCCAAUAUGUUUUGAUAUCUGUAAAAUAGUAUCUAUUCUUUGAUUAAAAUAAUAGUGCUCACUAGCGAUUAAUUUCUAGAAGUUUUGAUGAAAAGUUGUGUCUGGGCGAUUUAAAUCUUGUUGGGAGUGAGAUAGAUAUCACCAAUAGUACUCCCAGUAAACAUAAGCGUUUAACUGAAAACGUAAGAAAAUAAAUUUAAUUUACCCUACAUAACUUUGUUAAAGUCCAUGGAUCCAACACUAGACUACACUGGUUGAAAUCAGUUUAGGAGCAUGUGUUUUCUCAUGAUGUAAAUGUAUUUUCAGCUUUAAAAAUCUCGAUUUGCUGAUGUGAUUAUUCCUUUUUUAAUGAAUUUCUACCCUCUUAGUUUUCUAGUUUUAAAACUACAUUCCAGGUCGAUUUUUAUCGGUGCUUCAUAUAUAUGCGUGCAUUGGCACAAAGUUAGGUGUACCUACCUACCUUAGCUACAGAUCAUAGUUGUGAUUCCUAUCCUUUUUGGAUGUUCUAUCAUAAUAUUAAUAUGUAUGACAUUUUUUACAACUGUAGAUCGAAGCAAAAUAUCUCUAGAGUUAGGAGUCGCUGAAAAAAUUGGUUUCCAUGAUCCAUUCAUAUUUUUAUUAACAGAAUAUUACCCACUGUUUUUUUACCAUAUCGACGACCAAAACUCUCUAUUGAGAUUCGUUUUCACAUAUAUCAACCAAUGCUGCACCAAAUUAAUGUCAACAUUCGUAAUCAGUCAACUUCGUGUUGGUUGAAGUCUAUCGGUCGGAUUCCUGAAUGGUUCAGCAUAUAGUACAUGUUUUUUGGUGUUGCGUUGUUUGGAAUCAAAUUAUAUUAUUUUAUAUACAGUUUUCUUCUUUUCGCAAAAAAGGAAACAUGUUCUGUAUUUUUAGCAAACAUUGAACAACAUAAACGCACUAAAGAGAAUGAAGGCUUUCCAGCAAAGGAGAGUUCCUUUAUGGCGAUAUCAUUCUCUUAGACUGUAUAAUUGUAUUUAUAGGUAAUUGGUUACAUUUAGUAGCCUGUAGUAAAACAGAAGAGUUAUGAAAUUAUCCAUAGUCAAAUUUACUCAACUAUCGAAUGUAAAAGUCUACAAAACCGAUGUGGUUUUACAUCACUUAAUAAAAUCAUCAAAGAUUAUCAAACCAUUUCAGGCAUCGAAUAUGAUGAUCUAUGAGUUGAUGUUAUUUCAAAGUAAUUAAAGUCAUCAAAAGUUUGCAAGUUUUGAUAAAACAAACAUAUAUAACCUCACAAUAUUAUUUCAGUUCCUAAUGGAUACUCUCUCUUAUAGGAAGCAGAUGACAAUUCUUUAUCAGUUAUUUUUUAAUCGCAUUUUUUAUAUGCAUUCAUGUCGACAUUUCUUUUAGGAUUUACGGAAAUGCAUGGAUGGACUGUUGGAACAGAAGUUUAAAAGUCCUAGCGUGGUUAACUGGGAUAUAACAAAUAAGGAAGGACGACUCCUUCAAACUAUUGUGGAUCUAUUAACAAGUGAACCCCCGCCAGCUGUUCAAGUUGAGAAAUUAAACUUAAAAACAUUCUCCAUAGGCAUCCAUAAAUAGUUAUUCGCACCACUAAUAACCCUGUAGAUAUAUGUUUUAACAAUUCUGUUUGUUAAUGACUUAAAAUAAAUCUUGUCUAUCAAGAAAAA
This is a messenger RNA of Schistosoma margrebowiei, 10229 nucleotides long. NCBI's taxonomy places the organism in Eukaryota, Metazoa, Platyhelminthes, Trematoda, Strigeidida, Schistosomatidae. The record is from the annotation of a GenBank genome assembly.